AUGGGAAGCUUUCUCGAGAAGAACUCAAAUGCUGUGCGGAAGCGCAUAGAGAACCACACCUUCUCCGAUGAGGCUGGUGAAGAAUAUGAACCGAGUGCUUUUGGUGGCUUCUCGGAUUACUUUCGCCGCAAGAAGAUUAAGCUCCAGAACCUCGAUUCAGAACUGAGGGCUUCGUCAUCGGAUAAACCGCAGAUUUUCAAGGGUGUUGUCGCUCAUGUAAGCGGGUACACGCAACCGCCGCUUCAUGUGCUUCACCGUGAUUUGGUUCUACAUGGCGCUGGUUUCCUUCAGUAUCUUGACUCCAAAACCAUGGCCACCCAUAUCAUUGCGUCGAGUCUACCGCCGAAGAAGAUAGUUGAGUUCAAUAAAUACAGGAUCGUGAAACCGGCUUGGGUGGCCGAUUCAAUCAGUGCUGGGAGGCUCUUACCCUGGACUGAUUAUCGCGUUAUUGAGGAAACUCCUCGCCAAAAAACGAUCAAGUUAGAUGGAAGUGGCAUAUCUACACAAAGACGCACACAGCAAUCACCACUGUCUGUCUACCGAGAACAGACUGAAAACAGCUUCUACACAUCCCAGGUAAAGAAAUUCAUUGAUGCUCUAGACAGCUCACCCAGCAAGCCAAAAAGUGCGGCGGCAACCGCUUUAGCUCGUGAAGAUGACUUAGCCGAGGUUAAUGAUUCUACUCCUAUGGGUGAACAACAGCGAAGUUCUAGUAAUACUCCGCAAUUUCUCAGUGAUGACAACAUAGAACAUCGUUUGGAGGAUGUAUCGAAUACUGAAGAAGCUACCUCCACACCCUUCGAGCCGCCUAUGUUGAAGCUUCAGCCUGAUAUGGAACCAGAUGAACUUGAAUCCAGCGCACUAGCCGCUCAACGUAAGACGAUGACUUCCGAAGAACAUAAUGCCUUAUUGCUUCAAGAUCCUCGCAUGAAGAAAUCAUCGACUGCGAAUCCGGACUUUAUACGACAGUACUACUCCGAAAGCCGCCUUCAUCAUCUGUCAACUUGGAAGGCCGACCUUAAGUCAAAAAUGCAAAAGCUUGCAGCUGAAAAGAGUCACCAGAGGAAGUCAACGAAAAGGAAGCCAGGCUCGCGGAGAUAUAUUCUACACGUCGAUUUUGACAGCUUUUUCUGUGCUGUAUCUCUCAAAUCGGCACCCAGUUUCAGUGAUAAACCCACUGUCGUUGCACACGGUACGGGUGAUGGGUCAGAAAUCGCCAGUUGCAACUACCCUGCUAGAGAAUUUGGAGUCAAAAAUGGCAUGUGGAUGAAACGAGCCAAGGAGCUUUGCCCUGAACUCAAGGUCCUGCCAUAUGAUUUCCCGGCGUAUGAAGACGCGAGCAGGCUAUUCUAUGAGUGCAUUGUAGAGAUUGGAGGUGUCGUGCAAAGUGUCAGUAUUGAUGAGGCUUUAGUAGACGCAACCUCAAUCAUCCUCUCUGCUGUUGGAUCAGAUGGGUCGGGGAUAGAUGAAGGUAGCAUUUGGCGCGAACAAGAAAAAGCCGAUCAGAUCGCGUUGUCUCUCCGAGACCAGAUCAAAGCGAGAACGGGAUGUGCUGUGUCAGUGGGCAUUGGAGGUAAUAUCCUAUUGGCAAAGGUAGCGCUAAGAAAAGCGAAGCCAGCAGGGCAGAUCAAACCCGAUGAAGUGCUUUCCUUCUUAGGAGGGUUAAAAGUAGACGACUUACCCGGCGUCGCAUAUAGUACAGCGGGUAAGCUUGAGGAGAUAGGGAUCAAAUUCGUGGAUGAUAUUCGGCAAAUUUCUAAAGAACGCUUGGUCAGCACUCUUGGGCCCAAAACAGGUGGAAAGCUCUGGGACUACGCUCGAGGAAUUGAUAAGACUGAGGUUGGGGAGCAGCCAAUUCGAAAAUCCGUUUCAGCUGAAGUCAACUGGGGCAUUCGCUUCAUUAACCAAGAAGAGGCUGAGGAGUUCGUGUUUAACCUCUGCAAAGAGCUGGAAAAGCGGCUACUGAACGAGCAGGUCAAAGGCAAACAACUCACUAUGAAAAUUAUGAGGCGGUCUAUGGAUGCGCCGCUUGACCCGCCUAAGCACCUAGGGCAUGGGAAAUGCGACACGUUCAACAAGAGCGUCUCGUUUGGUGUUGCCACCCAUGAUCAUCAGGCUCUAGGCAAAGAAGCGGUCUCAAUCCUCCGUUCCUAUAAUUUCAGUCCUGGCGACUUGCGUGGAUUGGGCGUCCAGCUAACCAAACUUGAACCCAUAAAAGCCGGUCUGUCGGGGCCUGAUGGGAGCCAGAAAAGAUUGAACUUUGGAAGCGUUAAAACGACUGGGUCAGCCACGAAAUUUGCUGAAGAUCCCAUCCAGGAUGCUAGUAGCGUGGACCAGCUUCUCAACUCGCCUCAGGGACGGGAUUCUGCACCAGACCCAAUCGUAGACGGCCCAGUUACUCCCAGGAAGCCAAAGUCUCACGGUCCACAUCCAGCCUUGAGAAUAGCGCAAGCAGGGGAGAAAGAUGCUAAGGCCCGGCUACCUCUCAAUAUAUCAGGCACACAAUUCAUUUUGCCCAGUAACACUGACCCUGUGGUGCUCGCUGAAUUACCCCAUGAUAUUCGAGGCAAGUUGAUGGCCCAGGGUCAAUAUAGGAGCAGUUCCGAAGUGCGUGAUGACUUAUCCACAAAAUCGAGAACACAAAGCCCAGCUCCAACUGAAAUCCCGCCCGAAAUUGACCCAGAGGUCUUCCAUGCGCUCCCAGAAGAUAUGAAAGCCGAGAUUCUAGGCUCAUAUAGAUCCCGAUCUAGACAGACUCUUUUACCACAGUCACCCCGUAAAGACCGUAUGAUCCAGCUAACGAAGAAGACAACGCCUACAAAGCGCCGGGGUCGAAGCUCAAAGGAGCGACUGGCUGAUGCAAAUGCCAAGAUUGUGCAGACCAAUCUGUUCUCGCGCAAGCAACAAGCUGAUGAUACGGGGCUGGGGGAGAUGGAAGAGCUAGACGAGGCGUUUCUCGCCGAACUGCCAGAAGACAUGCGCAACGAGGUAAUAGCCGAUUACCGGAGACGUAAAGCCCAACGGUCGGGUUUAGAUCUCAAGAUCAACCCCAAGCGAGAUCAAGACGGCGGGGCUAAAGAUCCUCUACCUGGGGGUCAGAUGAGAUUGAAGUUUCCUUCUCCACCACCUAAGGUUACCUUUCCGGGCAGCACAAUGACGUCUGUUAUAGAGAUCAGGGAUAUGCUGAACGUAUGGCACGGCGAAACUAGUAAAGAUGGGCCUCAUCAGAGAGACGUCGAGUUGUUCAUAGAGUAUCUCGUUAAAGUCAUUGUGGAAGAGAGAGAUAUGGACAAAGUGCAGAAGCUGGUUAGGUGGCUAGACUUUCUUAUCGAUGAAGAUGUGUCAGAAGCGCAACCAGGGAGAGUCACAUGGCGCGCCGUUGUCAAGGAUGUUAAGGAAGGGGUGCAAAAAGCAGUCCGAUCAAGGGGACUUGGGCCUCUUGAAUUAGGGUAG
Xylaria bambusicola is the source of this 3453-nucleotide messenger RNA. RefSeq names its product impB/mucB/samB family protein. NCBI's taxonomy places the organism in Eukaryota, Fungi, Ascomycota, Sordariomycetes, Xylariales, Xylariaceae. Gene Ontology annotation, biological process: error-free translesion synthesis; error-prone translesion synthesis. The transcript is spliced from 4 exons. Bases 1 to 3453 code for a protein of 1150 amino acids. Gene Ontology annotation, molecular function: DNA-directed DNA polymerase activity; deoxycytidyl transferase activity; damaged DNA binding. Gene Ontology annotation, cellular component: nucleus. The record is from RefSeq and is a predicted model, not a curated record.